AUGACAGAUGAAAUAAAAGAAAUUAAUGCAGCGCAAACAGAUUUUGGUGAUGAAGAACGAAUCGUUUUUCAAGUAACUAAAGCACUGUUUGAAGACUUUUUCAACACUGCCGUCGAACCUGCAGAAGACUUUUCUUCAAUAAUUUCUGCAUUUGAAGAGCAGUGUUAUUUUGGCAUUACAACGUUAAGGAAGUUACUUUUACGCUCUUCAAAGAAUGCAUUGCUAUCUUUAAACCUCUGCCAUCUUGUCAGCGAGCAUCGAGCGUACACUUUGCUUAAAAAGCUCCGACAGCUGGAAGAUACGGCACAAAACCUUCAGGUGGAAGAUACGGACACAGUGCUUGACGAACUUAUUGCAAGUGAUGAAGAGUUCCGCCGUUUGUUGGUGUUGUUAGAAUGGUGUGAAGAAAAUGAGCGUAAUGACCCUAAAUCGAUCAAAGACUUGGACAAUGAAAUUGUAGCAUUGGGAAGCGCUCCUGAUGUAAGCUUCAUUUUACAAAAAAAAAUUUUUAGGGUUGAGACUCUGCACAGUCGGAAACAAGGGAAAAGGCUUUGCGAUUUGGCAAGUUCUUCAAAAUAUGAUCUGGAUGGCGCAAAACAUGGUAGAUUACAUGGAGACGAUGAAGAUUUGCAAAAUAAAGUUUACAGAGUUGUGUACAUGCUCCUCAAAAGCGGCAGGAUAAAUGAAGCGUGUGAAGUUUUGGAAAAGAGUGGUUUACCAGCUUUAGUGCCGUCAUUAAAGCUUCGACGACUGUCUAGAGAUUCAGCUUUAACUUCAAAAUCAAAGGAGGAUCAAUUUUUUGGUUUGGCAGAAUCACGUGCCAUUUUUAAAAAAACAGUGGACGAAAUUCUCUUUGCGGGCGACUCACUUUCUCAUUUAGAGAGUUGUAUAUGGUGUAUUGUUGCCGGAAGACUUGAGCCAGCUCUUUCACUUUCCUCUCGUACUGACGAACGAUUGUGGUGUUAUGCAAACGCAGCUGUCGAAUGCCGCAUUGAUGCACGUCUGGCUGAAGAACGCGGUUUGGAAAAAGAAUCAGGGAAUUUAUUAAGUGGUAACGAUCUCAUGGUUGACUCCAUAUUUGACGAAAUUAUCACGAAAGAACGCUCACCUUAUUAUUCGUCUUAUCGUUUCCUCCUAAUUGGUGAUUCUUCUGCGCAUGUAGAUUUCAUGAAAUCUUGGUUGGAGGAACAUCCAGAUAGUAACUAUCCACAUAUUUUGCGAUUUAUGGUCCAUGUUCUCCUGAUGUAUCUUCACGAAAAUGCGGAAUUCAACAUGGAAAGUGGUUACUGGAUAAUGGAACGUUAUAUCGAAUUGUUGAUUUCUAUGAAGCUUUACACUCUUGUGCCAUUUUAUGCUUCUCGUCUUCUGCCUGAACGGAGGGACCAUCUUUUAGUCACUUUUAUGUACUCACUGGAAGAGGAAGAAUCGAGGCUUGAAGUUCUUGCUGCAGCCCAUAAAGCUGGAUGUGACACGUCUUUACUGUGCAAAAAGAUAUUUGCCCAUGCAGUAAAAGUGAAUCCUGUUACAAACGAAAGUUCCAAAUCUGAUGACAGACUGGUAAAUAGUUGGACUUGGUUAACCUUUUCGGGCAAGGAGUUAAUUGUCGAUGCGCUGAUUGGAGCAAAUUUGCUUCUCCGGAGAUUUUUCUAUUUGAAUAAGCUAAAGGAGGCAAAGCUACUGUUAAAACAAUCAAGCGAAAAUAUUGCUGUUAUUGUUGGAAAUCUCUGGUCAGAGAAUUUUCCUAAUCAGCCGGUACCACAUUCUCUGGAAGUGCAAAUCAAGGAGUAUACUGCGUAUAUUCUUUACUUGGAAGCAAUGAAUUACUUUGAUAACUGGUUCAAACAAUUUGCUCGUGAGAAGCCGGUUAUUCCCGAGAAACCAACAGAUGAAACUUGGUCACGAAUGGAGAUACAAGAAAAGGCUUCUUUUGAGUUACAACAUAAACAGCUUAGUGAAGCUAAGUAUCGCCAUGAAGCGGCAACUAAAUUCCUUUUUGAAUCUGCUUACGCAUCAUUGCUAAAUAUAUUGCGGCAACCGGGAGGCUGGCUAAAUUGCUUUUUGGACAGUCAGAAAGAUAACAGCCAGGAAGAACGUAACAACGAAUUGCGAAGCAUCAGAGAACGAUUUAUUGGUACUGCCAUAACCUUACUACAGACAAUUUGCGAACAGUCGGAUGAAAAGUUAAAAGCGUUAGACGUUUUAGAAGCUAUUGCGAACGAGGAGUUUAAUGUCUAUGACAUUUUGUCAAAGGAACAGUUGCGUGUGUACCUCCGCAAAUUCUCAUUGUUUGCUGCUGUAAUACACAGCUGA
Molecule: messenger RNA, 2310 nt
Organism: Enterobius vermicularis (human pinworm)
Lineage: Eukaryota; Metazoa; Nematoda; Chromadorea; Rhabditida; Oxyuridae
Source: the annotation of a GenBank genome assembly